UUGCGGUGUAUAUGUCAAAAUAGUAGUCAAUAAAAAUGGUAUCUUGGAGUGCUUUAGGCCGAUCUUUCGGCAUUAGUUUACUUAAAAAUCAAGGCACUAAGCCAAUCGUAGUCCAAAAUGUGAAACUAUCAACUAACAAAGCCCUAUUUGGCGGCCAUGAGCACCAGACAAUGCCACUGCAGCCAUCAAGAUGGCAAUACAUCAAGUUCAAGGAUAUGUUCCACUACUACACCCUGGUGGGGCUGAUCCCAGUGGGGCUGAUCAUCUUCUACACGAACGUGUUCAUCGGGCCGGCGCAGCUGGAGCCGAUCCCUAAUGACUACAACCCUAAGCACUGGGAAUACCAUCGCCAUCCCAUCACGAGGUUUAUUGCGCGCUACAUCCACAACAGCCCUCAGCAGGAAUACGAAAAAUUCAUGCACUGGAUUGAUGAGGAACAGCAGAGGGUCAAGCUCCGUCAGCUAGAGAAAGAAAUCCAAGCCAAGAUGGCCGAACGUCAAGAUUAUCAGGCAUACUACUACCGCCCCAUGGUCAACAAAUACCUCCGCAUUGAGAAGAAGAUCAGCGAAGAAAUGCAGGAGCGCAUCGGUGACGACUACAAGGAUUAAGCAACUCAGUGAUGUUAGUAUAAUAGUUCAAGUGAUUUGUUACAUGUAGAUAAUAAACUAUAAAUUGUUGCUUAA
Messenger RNA from Cydia splendana, 683 nucleotides. RefSeq names its product NADH dehydrogenase [ubiquinone] 1 beta subcomplex subunit 5, mitochondrial (gene ND-SGDH). The record is from RefSeq and is a predicted model, not a curated record. Bases 36 to 608 code for a protein of 190 amino acids. NCBI's taxonomy places the organism in Eukaryota, Metazoa, Arthropoda, Insecta, Lepidoptera, Tortricidae. The transcript has 3 exons.